This is a messenger RNA of Limanda limanda (common dab), 1561 nucleotides long. RefSeq names its product snail family zinc finger 2 (gene snai2). Lineage: Eukaryota; Metazoa; Chordata; Actinopteri; Pleuronectiformes; Pleuronectidae. Gene Ontology annotation, molecular function: RNA polymerase II cis-regulatory region sequence-specific DNA binding; DNA-binding transcription factor activity, RNA polymerase II-specific. Bases 139 to 921 code for a protein of 260 amino acids. The transcript is spliced from 3 exons. The record is from RefSeq and is a predicted model, not a curated record. Gene Ontology annotation, biological process: regulation of DNA-templated transcription.
CAGCGCUGCACCAUGACUCCCCACUGGACUUAAACUUUUAAGGAUUUCCAUCUUUACGCACUACACUGACGUCCACCUCUGUGUUGACCGAGAGAGAGAAACAAAGUUUGCCAAAGUUGUCCACUUGUUUUUUUCAAGAUGCCACGCUCCUUUCUGGUCAAGAAACACAUUAACUCCGCAAGGAAGCCAAACUAUAGUGAGUUGGAAAGCACAACAGUGUUCUUCACGCCGCACAUCUACAAGGGCCUGCCCCUGCCUGUCAUCCCCCAGCCGGAGAUCCUGAGCCCGGCAGCCUACAGCCCCAUCACCGUGUGGACUACCAGCAGCCUGCCGCUGUCCCCGCUCCCCAGUGACCUCUCCCCCAUCUCCGGAUACCCCUCGUCUCUCUCCGACGCCUCGUCCAAAGACCUCAGCGGCUCCGAGAGCCCGAGGAGCGAUGAGGACGAGCAGAUGCUGCCCAAGCUGACGGACCCGCACGGCGUGGAGGCGGAGAAGUUCCAGUGUGUUCUGUGCAGCAAGUCCUACUCCACGUACUCUGGACUGCUCAAACACAAGCAGCUACACUGCGACGCCCAAACGAGGAAAUCCUUCAGCUGCAAAUACUGCGAGAAGGAGUACGUCAGCCUCGGAGCUCUCAAAAUGCACAUCAGGACUCACACUUUGCCUUGUGUUUGCAAAAUAUGCGGGAAGGCGUUCUCCAGACCGUGGCUGCUCCAAGGACACAUCAGGACGCACACCGGAGAGAAGCCGUUCUCCUGCCCUCACUGCAACAGGGCGUUUGCGGACAGGUCCAAUCUCAGGGCGCACCUACAGACCCAUUCAGAUGUGAAGAAAUACCAGUGCAAGAACUGCUCCAAAACCUUCUCCAGGAUGUCUCUUCUGCACAAGCAUGAGGAAUCUGGUUGUUGUGUAGCACACUGAACUGGGAUACGUUUCCACCACCAGAGGAAAAAAACUUCUCUGUUGCUUCUCUUUCCCCCCCCCCAAGCCCAAGUGGAGAACUGUCAGGAAAUCACACCCAGGGGGUGCGUUCCCUAAUGUGCAGACUUUUAUUUCUCCCCACGAAAGGUCGAUUUCAUUUCAGAGUGAGAAGCAGCUCAGUGCUCACGUGCUUCUCGUUUCAAGCAGUGUUUCUAUGAUUGCAAUCAGUGUCGAGCUUUGUCAAACAUGUACUCACCUACCUGUGCUACUCAUGCACUUUCCUGCAUGUUUAGAGUGUGUUAUAUGCCUUCUCAAUGUUAUCGUCAGUGUUUGUACCAAUGUCUCUCAAUGGCUGUUACACAGUCCUCCACUUGUUUUUUAUACAAACUAUACCAAAAGGUGCAUUAUGAAAGACAGUAUACAUAUGACCUGAGGAAUACGGAAGCCAUGGUUACUUAGGGAACAAGUGCAAACUUAGUUUUUAGGGCGAAAUCUUUCAAACGUUUGCACAGUCAGUAGAAGCAGGUUUGCCAGCACUCAAAUAGCAACACGAUUAAUUCUCAAGUGCCUCAGUUUUACAGGUUUUUGGCAAUAAUAUGUAUUUUUUAUUUUAUAUUUUUAUAUCCUGAAUGUAAGCUUG